This is a messenger RNA of Histoplasma mississippiense, 1989 nucleotides long. Its product is annotated as vacuolar protein 8. The coding region runs from base 1 to 1989 and encodes 662 amino acids. The record is from RefSeq and is a predicted model, not a curated record. Gene Ontology annotation, biological process: nucleus-vacuole junction assembly; vacuole inheritance. Gene Ontology annotation, molecular function: protein-membrane adaptor activity; protein binding. Gene Ontology annotation, cellular component: fungal-type vacuole membrane. Lineage: Eukaryota; Fungi; Ascomycota; Eurotiomycetes; Onygenales; Ajellomycetaceae. The transcript has 11 exons.
AUGAUUCAGCAACACCGUCAGGCAGGGAAGUUGUAUGCGAUCUGGUGCAGUCCCUCGUUCCUCGCCACAGACGCAGACACAGACACAGACGCAGACACACAUCCAAAGCUGUCUGACUAUCUCUGCUACUGCCCACAUUCACCAUUCAUCUCCCUCCCGCCCGCCCUUCCUCCACACACCCUCUCUCUUCUUCCCUCAUGCUGCUUGCGCUACCCUACCCCAAUCACGCGCCUUUCCUGCCUCCCCCCCACAGCAUCUUCUUCAGGUUCCCGGGCGCCUAGCCAGUCGAUCCCCUCCCACAAAGACCUGGAAGUCCAAGGUCUUCCACAGUCUUCCAAAGCCUGCCGGCCGCUGGUUUCAUAUCAACCGACCCAGUUGCUUCUCUCGUCCCGCCUCCGCUCCGUGCUCCUUUCCAGCAUCCAAUCCCGUGGGAGCGAUAUUAUCGAAGCGAACAAAUCCUACCGCGGCUACAGCUCGCCUCGCCGUCUCCAAGCUGCUCCCCUUUCUGGCCAGUCAUCUCCAGAGGAUCCAUCUGGUCUCUUGGGGACUGGUCCAUCAUGGUGCCGUAUAUCUUAUUUACUGGCUCCCAUCAAAGGUCGAUCUAGGGAUGGUCUCUACGAACCCAUCCUGGCUGAUAACGAACGCGAAGCUGUCGCUGAUUUGCUCCAGUAUCUCGAGAACCGAAAUGAAACCGAUUUCUUCAGUGGAGAGCCACUCAGUGCUCUUAGCACCCUCGUAUACUCAGACAAUGUUGAUCUCCAACGAAGUGCUAGCUUAACGUUCGCUGAGAUCACGGAAAGAGAUGUCCGGGAAGUCAAUAGAGAAACCCUUGAACCUAUUCUAUUCCUCCUCCAGAGCCCCGAUAUCGAAGUACAACGAGCGGCGAGCGCAGCCUUGGGGAAUCUCGCUGUCAAUACGGAAAACAAGGUCAACAUCGUCCUGCUUGGGGGGCUGGCUCCUCUAAUACGGCAAAUGAUGUCACCAAAUGUCGAAGUACAAUGCAAUGCCGUCGGGUGCAUCACCAACCUAGCCACCCACGAAGAUAACAAAGCCAAAAUUGCGCGAUCAGGUGCUCUUGGGCCUUUGACAAGACUGGCGAAAUCAAAAGACAUGCGUGUACAACGGAAUGCCACCGGGGCCCUACUAAACAUGACCCAUUCCGAUGAAAAUCGACAGCAACUCGUCAUCGCCGGUGCCAUACCUGUUUUAGUGCAACUACUCUCUUCCUCCGAUGUCGAUGUUCAGUACUACUGUACAACAGCGCUUAGCAAUAUUGCAGUGGAUUCAGACAACAGAAAGAAGCUCGCGCAAACAGAGUCCCGCCUUGUUCAAUCCCUCGUCCAGCUCAUGGACUCUUCCACUCCCAAAGUACAAUGCCAAGCUGCCCUGGCCCUGAGAAAUCUUGCCUCCGAUGAGAAAUAUCAACUUGAGAUAGUCCGCGCCGUGCAGAAAUGCAAGGAACUUGUUUUGAAAGUGCCCAUGAGCGUGCAGUCUGAGAUGACGGCUGCAAUUGCAGUUCUCGCACUUAGUGACGAGCUGAAAUCGCACCUUCUAAAACUCGGCGUUUUUGACGUUUUGAUUCCUCUGACGGAUUCAGAAAGCAUAGAAGUGCAAGGAAAUAGCGCUGCUGCGUUGGGGAACUUGUCUUCCAAAGUUGGUGACUACUCUAUAUUCGUGAGAGAUUGGUCAGAGCCGAACGGCGGCAUUCACGGAUACCUAAGCCGGUUUCUGGCGAGUGGUGACCCAACUUUCCAGCACAUCGCAAUCUGGACUCUGCUCCAGCUCCUUGAAUCCGAAGAUAAGCGGUUGCAAGGCUAUAUUACUCGCUCAGAAGAUAUUGUUGAUAUGGUUAAGGCGAUUGCUGAUAAGAAUGUCGAAUCUGACGAUGAAGAAGGCGGUGAGGAUGAUGAAGGUGAGGUUGUCGCUUUGGCGCGACGGUCACUGGAGUUGCUUGGCCAGGGGCCUAAACAAAUACUCGUUGAAGGUUGA